Messenger RNA from Thermothelomyces thermophilus ATCC 42464, 912 nucleotides. Its product is annotated as carbohydrate-binding module family 1 protein. The record is from RefSeq and is a predicted model, not a curated record. Gene Ontology annotation, biological process: carbohydrate metabolic process. Gene Ontology annotation, molecular function: cellulose binding. Gene Ontology annotation, cellular component: extracellular region. The transcript is spliced from 3 exons. NCBI's taxonomy places the organism in Eukaryota, Fungi, Ascomycota, Sordariomycetes, Sordariales, Chaetomiaceae. The annotation marks the transcript as partial.
GACUUUGAGAGCGGGUGGGACCAGACGGCAUGGCCCAUCUACGCCCCAGACUGCAACCAAGGCGGCAAGGUGUCCCUUGAUACUUCGACUGCCCACAGUGGCAGCAACUCCAUCAGGGUCGACGGUGCUGGUGGUUAUUGCGGCCACAUCUUCUUUGGAACGAACAAGGUGCCUAGCGGCGAUCUCUACGUGAGGGUCUAUCUCAAAGCGUCCAAGGCCCUCACCGCCUCCCAUGUCACCUUCAUCACCAUGCCGGACCCUGCCCAGGGAACCAACAAGCACCUUCGGAUCGGCGGCCAGAGCGAGAUCCUCAUGUACAACCGCGAGUCCGACGACGCCACCCUGCCCGAGCUCUCUCCGCAAGGUAUCGCCACCUCAACCUCCCUGCCCACCAACAGCUGGCAGUGCUUCGAAUACCACGUCGGCACCGACGGCACCAUCGAGACCUGGCUCAACGACAAGGCCGUUGCCGGCCUGACCUUCGGCCCGGGCAUCUCCAACCCCAACGCGGGCGCCUGGUCGCGCAGCUCCAUCAUCCCCAAGCCCUCGGGCGUCUACUUCGGCUGGGAGUCGUACGGCGGCGACACAAACACCUUCUGGUACGACGACAUCGUCAUCAGCUCCUCCCGCGUCGGCUGCUCCGGCAGCGGCACUCCUCCUCCUUCCUCCUCCUCCUCCUCCUCCCCUACCGGCCCCGCCCCCUCCACCACUCUCGUCACCUCCACCACAUCCCGCGGCUCGACCAGCACCACCACCACCACCAGCUCGGCCCCCGCCACCUCCACCACCAGCAGCGGCUGCACCGUGCCGCAGUGGGGCCAGUGCGGCGGUAUUAACUACACGGGAUGCACGACAUGCGCGGCCCCGUACACCUGCAAGUUCAGCAAUGACUACUACUCGCAGUGCCUCUAG